GCCCCCGGAGCGACUGGGGAGCGGCGGAGCGAUGGCGGCAUCCGCGGUGUCCGAACCCUGGCCGGAGCUAGAGCUGGCGGAGCGGGAACGCCGGCGGGAGCUGCUGUUAACCGGACCCGGGCUGGAUGAGCGGGUUCGAGCGGCUGGUGGGCGGCUGCCGCCGCGGCUCUUCACGCUGCCUCUACUGCACUACCUGGAGGUGAGCGGCUGCGGGAGCCUGCGGGAGCCGGGGCCGGGCCUGGCGCAGGGCCUCCCGCAGCUACACAGCCUCGUUCUGCGCCGCAACGCGCUGGGUCCAGGCCUCAGCCCCGAGCUCGGCCCUCUGCCAGCCCUCCGUGUGCUCGACCUGUCGGGCAAUGCGCUGGAGAUGCUGCCGCCGGGCCAGGGCCUGGGCCCCGCCGAGCCGCCCGGCCUCCCGCAGCUGCAAAGCCUCAAUCUCAGCGGCAACCGGCUGCGCGAGCUGCCCGCCGAUUUGGCACGCUGCGCCCCACGCCUGCAGACCCUCAACGUCACCGGCAACUGCCUGGGCGCCUUUCCCGCCGAGUUCUUCCAGCCCGGUGCUCUCCCCCUGCUCAGCGAACUCGCCGCCGCCGACAACUGCCUCCAGGAGCUGAGCCCGGACAUCGCCCACCUGGCCUCCUUGAAGACACUGGACCUCUCUAAUAACCAGCUGAGUGAGAUCCCUGUGGAGCUUGCUGAUUGCCCCAAACUCAAGGAGAUCAACUUCCGGGGCAAUAAGCUGAAGGACAAGCGCCUGGAGAAGAUGGUAGGCAGCUGCCAGACCAGGUCCAUCUUGGAGUACCUGCGUGUUGGGGGUCGAGGUGGGCGCAGCAGGGGCAAGGCUGAUGGACCUGAGAAAGAGGAAAGCCGCAAGAAGAGGAGGGAGCGGAAGAAGCGGGAGAACGGAGAGGGGGGUGAGGAGGAAGUAGAGGAGGCCAGCCGACUGUUCCUGAGGGUUCUGCAUGUGGCAGAGAACCCCACCCCACUGACUGUCAAGGUGAGCCCCGAAGUCAAGGAUGUCAGACCAUUCAUCGUGGGAGCCGUUGUGAGGGGCAUGGACCUACAUAUUGGAAACGCCAUCAAGCGGUUCCUCACCUCUCAGACAAAGCUCCAUGAAGAUCUUUGUGAGAAGAGAACAGCAGCCACUAUCGCAACCCAUGACCUCAAGGCCAUCAAAGGACCCCUCCUGUACACAGCUCGCCCACCACAGGACCUCAAGAUAGUCCCCUUAGGGCGGAAAGAAGUCAAGGCCAAGGACCUGGUGCGACAGUUACAGAUGGAGGCCGAGGAGCACAGGAAGCAGAAGAAGAGGCAAAAUGUCUCAGGCCUUCACAGAUAUCUUCACUUACUGGAUGGAAAAGAGAAUUACCCCUGUCUUGUGGAUGCAGAUGGAGAUGUGAUUUCUUUCCCACCAAUAACAAACAGCGAUAAGACAAAGAUUAAGAAAACGACUUCUGAUUUGUUUUUGGAAGUAACAAGUGCUAUGAGUCUGCAAAUAUGUAAAGAUAUCAUGGAUACCCUGAUUCUGAAAAUGGCUGAAAUGAACAAGUACACUUUAAACAAUAAAGAGGAAGGAUCACUCUCAGAUACUGAAGCUGAUGUGAUUUCUGCACACCUCUCGGAUUCCAAGAUGAACCCAACUGCUGAAAGAGAUAGCAGUUCCUCUCUGGUGGUAGAACAGGUUCGGGUGGUGGACAUGGAAGGGCAGCUGAAGGUGGUGUAUCCGUCCAAGACAGACCUGGAUUUUUCUGCCUCCCACAUCACUGUGCUCCGCUGAUAGCAGGGCACUACUGCUGUCAGAGGCAUUUGGGUUUGCCUGCUCAACGGGUUGAUAUGUGGUCAUAGUAAAUUAUGUGUUCUGUUUCCAUCUCGGUAUUUUUUUAAAGAUAUAUCAGUUUCUCCGGACAAUUCUGACUUGAAGUGGUACCAUGUUGUCAUGUACCAGUUGUUUGCCUUUACAGCACCAAACUGACUUUAGCAAUGUUUUAUGGGAUUAUUUGAAUAUUGGAAUUAUACAGCACUCUCUAAAAUCAUGUAGGCAUACAGCAAAUGACUGUUGUGGGUGAGGAUGCUCAUUUGGUUUAAAUACUCAAUUCUACAUUGAGAAGCUAAGUGGCAUGUGUUGUAUUGAACUGCACAAUUAUUUUUCUAUGAUAUAUCAUCUUUCUAAAUUACACUUUGCCAGUUGUACAACUUAGAAAACACUGUGUUUUCUAGCUUGCAGGGAAUCAUAACUUAUUUUUUAAAAAAACUUAAUACAACCUUAGAAUUGGCAAAAUCAUUUUUCUCAAUGUUCCUUUGGAUGUUUUAGGGGAUGUGGAGACCCACGGAGUCCUCUACCGGGGCUGUAAUUGUAAACGAGCCCCAGGCAAAGAGCGGAGUUUAGAAUCACAUCUUGCUCCCAGAACAGGACAGAUCCCUUUGUGUAUUGUCAUCAGCUAGCUAUAAGACAGACAGUGGUGACUGGAGGAGGCUUGAGAUUUUUGAAGCCAGAAAGUAUAAAGUAUGUGUGGCAGGUGAUGAGUUAUUCAGCAUUUUUCUUUCUAGAUAUUUUCAGUUUUCACUGUCCCAGUCCUAUACAAAGCAUACCUCCAGUGGACUUGCCCUUCUCAUAGGAGUAUGGCCCUCCUGACAGGUCGAGGCACAUUAGUUCAAGGUGAGCUCAGCUUUGAUACCCUGGAGGCAUCAUUUGCUCUCUGAUUAAUGGCACCAUUAGUGCCCUUCAUCUCCCACCCAAUCCUGACACUUUCCUUUGACAUUUCUGGCAUCUAUGACAUAAAUGUGUGCAUUUGUUUACGUAUAAGCACAUUCACACUCAUCCCUCCCCAGAGCAGAAUGCUCUUGGGCCCACUGGACCACUGACAAGAGUCUAUGGGUUUUACUAACCUCAAUCCUUUCAAAUUGAGCUGGAAUAUGAGAAACUGGCUCGUGAGUUGGUUGUUAAUGACAUUGUUUGGUGGUCUUUGACCUGCAAAAGGCUGUUUGUGUGUUGUGUUGAAAUAGUAGACUGAUAUUUUGGCAGCAUCUACACAAACACCCACUGAGCCCAUGCACAUAGCCAUCAGAACCAACAUGUAUGAGGCACAACCCCUGCCCCCCCCCACCACCACUACCACCAAAUUGAGAACACACUCCAAAGCCACAGCUUAACCAGCUGUGCCCCAAGGCCCCUGUGUGGCUGUCCUUCACCUUUUCCUUCUAUUGUGUUUCCAAAAACCCUGCCAAACAUCUGUAUGUUGGUGCCUCUGGCUUGUCAUUUUAUGACUUCUGGACUGUGUUGGCUCUGGGUAUGGGCCCUGGCAGGGCCCUGCUGGAAAGCUAUCACCCCAGUGCUACCACUGACAGACCCAUCAGUCUUGCUGCUGUUUUCUGAUAGCUUCGUUAUCUUUGAGAUUUUAGAAUGUGACAGCAGAAUGCCUCUCAAUGUUCUUGUUUUUUGCCAGUCCAACUCUCUAAUAAAGGAUUUUUAAUAAGGA
Erinaceus europaeus (western European hedgehog) is the source of this 3476-nucleotide messenger RNA. RefSeq names its product leucine rich repeat containing 47 (gene LRRC47). Gene Ontology annotation, biological process: phenylalanyl-tRNA aminoacylation. Gene Ontology annotation, molecular function: protein binding; phenylalanine-tRNA ligase activity; RNA binding. The record is from RefSeq and is a predicted model, not a curated record. The coding region runs from base 32 to 1777 and encodes 581 amino acids. Lineage: Eukaryota; Metazoa; Chordata; Mammalia; Eulipotyphla; Erinaceidae. The transcript has 7 exons.